Glarea lozoyensis ATCC 20868 is the source of this 921-nucleotide messenger RNA. Its product is annotated as alpha/beta-Hydrolase. The transcript is spliced from 3 exons. The record is from RefSeq and is a predicted model, not a curated record. The coding region runs from base 1 to 921 and encodes 306 amino acids. NCBI's taxonomy places the organism in Eukaryota, Fungi, Ascomycota, Leotiomycetes, Helotiales, Helotiaceae.
AUGCCUCGAAGAGAUAUUGAAUUCAAGAAUGGGGUUGGUAUUACCCUUCGAGGUUGGCUUUACACACCCGAUGGCGUAUCCCCGUCCGAGGAAUUACCCUGCCUCGUCAUGGUACAUGGCUUCGGGGCCGUCAAGGAAAUGACACUUCCAACUAUUGCAGAUCACUUCGUAUCCAACCUCAAACUCGCUGUUCUUGUCUAUGACAACCGUGGAUACGGUGCAAGUGACGCCGGGGAAGGCCAGCCACGCAAUGAAGCCAUUCCUUACGACCAAGUCUCGGAUUUCUCAGAUGCCAUCACAUAUGCGCAAAGCCUAUCUGAAGUUGAUUCUACCAGGAUUGGCAUCUGGGGCUCAUCGUUCAGCGGAGGACAUGCCAUAACGGUGGCGGCGGGUGAUAGACGUGUCAAGGCUGUCAUCUCGCAGGUUCCUUUCAUGCACGGUUGGGAAACUGUCAGAAGGUUGAUACGGGCAGACUUCAUGGGCGGCUUAGAAGCAGCCUUCGAAGCAGACCGUCAAGCAAGAGCUGCUGGCCAACCCGGAAUCAUGAUUCCACUCAUCGAUCCAAAUCCCCUGGCGCAAUCUGCAAUUCCCCUUCCUGAUGGUCAUGCAUUCUACGACACUUGGCUGAAAGACCUGCCACACCUCGAGAACAAAGUCACAGCACGUUCUAUGGAAGUAAUGCGAACAUACAUCCCUGCAAACGUGAUCGAGUAUGUCUCUCCUACCCCUUUGUGGAUGUCGGUAGCCGAGAGAGAUACUCUGACCCCUACCGAUUGUACAUUGAAGGCAUUCGCCAGUGCACUGGAACCCAAAAAGUUGGUUAUACUUAAGGGGGGACAUUUUGAUGCUUACUCUGGACCAAAUCUCGAACGGUUAUUGAUAGAGCAGACAGAGUUUCUCAAGAACACUCUCCUAGCCUAA